AUGUUGUCCUCUUUGGUAUUCCUCGUCGGUGCUUUAGUCAUUGCCAGUCAAGUUUUCCGCUUCCUAGAGUUUCUCUGGUUCUACCUCCUCAAACCCUCGUCGGUGCAGAAGUACCUUCAUGGGCCUGCACCCUACGCCAUCGUUACCGGCGCGUCUGAUGGCAUUGGCAAGGCGGUCGCACACGAGCUGUUUGCCAAGGGCUUCAACUUGAUCAUUCACGGGCGUAACGAGGACAAAGUCCGCAAGGUUGUCGAUGAGCUCAAGACUCGACGCAGCGGCGACGUACGCUACUUCAUCGCAGACGCUGCGAAGGGCGGACACGACUUCACCCAGCUGAUCAAGCCGUUUGCCGACUUGAACGUCACGCUCGUGGUCCAGAAUGUCGGCGGGGCAUACAUGGCCAAGGAAAGGAUUGAUGAUUCCAGUGACACAGCACUGGUCGAGCUCGUCGCCUGGAAUGAUUUCUUCCCCUUACUCCUCACCCGUGCGCUCCUCCCUAAAUUGCGGACCACCGCCCAGCACGGACCUGUCCUCGUGCAGUUUGUCGGAUCGCACGCUGCGACCGCAGCGCCGCCAACCCUCUCUGUUUAUGCGGCCACCAAGGGAUUCCUCGCCGUGCUCACGCGCGGCCUCGACAACGACGAGCGCCGCUGGGGCACCCCGUCCGGCGUGGAGUUUGAGUACCUCGCAGUCGCGUCGGUCGCUACGGCCGGCAACCCGCAGAACGUGACGAUGUCUGCUCCCAGCGCGGAGCAAUUCGGGAGGGCGUUGGUGAACAAGGCUGGGUGUGGAAAGAGGUACUACACACCGUGGAUGGCGCAUGCGAUCAUGGUCUGGGCGGUUGGACUGCUGCCUGAGGGGGUGGUCGAUGGGUUUGUUGCACAGAUGAUGAGGAAGCAGCACGAGGAGCGGCAGAAGAAGGCAUAA
Molecule: messenger RNA, 927 nt
Organism: Fomitopsis serialis
Lineage: Eukaryota; Fungi; Basidiomycota; Agaricomycetes; Polyporales; Fomitopsidaceae
Product: NAD-P-binding protein
Exons: 2
Coding region: 1-927 (308 amino acids)
Cellular component (GO): endoplasmic reticulum
Molecular function (GO): oxidoreductase activity
Source: RefSeq, a predicted model, not a curated record